This is a messenger RNA of Osmerus eperlanus (European smelt), 4333 nucleotides long. RefSeq names its product TOX high mobility group box family member 4 b (gene tox4b). The transcript has 10 exons. Bases 1366 to 3387 code for a protein of 673 amino acids. Gene Ontology annotation, biological process: regulation of transcription by RNA polymerase II. The record is from RefSeq and is a predicted model, not a curated record. Gene Ontology annotation, cellular component: nucleus. Lineage: Eukaryota; Metazoa; Chordata; Actinopteri; Osmeriformes; Osmeridae. Gene Ontology annotation, molecular function: chromatin DNA binding.
AAAGAGUAGAGAGCUUCGUAUUGAGAAUCCUUCCUGUACCGUCAAUCUACUUUAAUGUCAACAGGUCGGAUCAUACAAUCAAGUCCACAAUCUUUGGUUUACAGAAACACAACAAUGAUCCCUCACUCACGCUGUCAUUCGGUUUGCCCGUAACUAAUAGCCAUGACAAUAUCUGGCUAUAACCUUUAGUUUCUUGAUAAGAAGUAUUUCGCUGAAAUAAAUUCGCUUCACGUGUUUAUUUUACUGUAAAAUCCCUUUGCUUUAGUUAACGUCAUCCCUGUAUCCUCACUGAUAUUAUCCUAGUAAAUUAUUGGAUGUGGCUUCUUGUAUGUGGAUGCGUUUGGAAGUCCUUGAAAUUGUGUCAUUUUAGACAUGGUGCGUUUGGAAGUAUGAUAUCUUAAAUUGGAUUUUUUUAUCAUACUGGAUGUUAAAUAGCUACUAGAACAGAUUUGGCUGUGCUCCUUACAGUAGCCUACUACUAGGCCAUUUGGAUGAACCAUUAUGAAACUGUCAGGAAUAUAAAUCGCUGAAGUUGUAUGGGCGUUUAUUGAUAUGGCCUAGUAGGUGGUAAAAAUAACCAUUAUUUGGUGUUACACACAGCAUCAGAAUGAAAUAACCUAGUUUAUUUUGAGAACACGAUGUAAACAAACGACCAAAAAACAUCCCCGUCCAGACUCCUGACACUGACAGUGCACCUAAGAUUAUGGCGACUCCAAAUCCGGAGUUCCGUUUCCAUUAAGAGUCCUGGCUCGACGGGUUCUGAGAGAAAGAGGGAGGGGAGAAAGAGUUGUCAUGCAACGAGACACGCACAUUUAUGGUCUUCAAGAUUAAUUUAUGUUUGAAUGAUGUUAUGCUACCUGUCUACAAAUGUUACAUAAGCUAUUGAUUUUAAUGAUUUGGGUCCAUACGUUUAAACAUUAGACGUAUAGUAUCUGACAUGAUGUAGACGACAGUGGAGCGUCUACCUAGCGAGACUAGACUGGAUUGAUUUACCGCAGCCUUGCGUCAAGCACGCUGGCUAUGUUCGACUAGGUCUAGUCAGCAAGUAGGUACUUUGCUUGCUGACUAGACAGGCUAUUUUUAGUAGCGGUACCAGUGCGGACAUGUCACCAACAUGCUUUUUAGGAGUAGCAAACGUUUGUCUCUAAGGCCGAUUUAUUGGGUUGUUGACGCUUUUACGGGGUACCUUGUCUUGUAGGUAGACGUGUAGGUGAAGCUAACGGUAGCUCUGUAAUCCUAGCCUCACAGACCCUGGCAGUAAGGCAAUUUCCAGUCGAUGCUAGCUAGCUAUCUAGCCUAUCCAGACGUAAGGGCUUGUUUUGCCAUCCCAUCCCAUUGAAUCUCACAUGAGACGAGAAUUGAAAGAUGGACCUGAAUUUUUACUCUGAUCUAACGGACGGCACCGGACAGCACGGCGAUCCAGAGUUCCUGAAUCCACAGUCUUUCAAUGGAUUUGACGCCGUUAACAAGUUCCCUGGAGGCAGUGACAACUACCUGGCCAUCCCAGGGCCGGGUCAUCCCUUUCUCUCCUCCUCAGAGACCUUCCACACCCCCAGCUUGGGUGAUGAGGAGUUUGAGAUCCCCCCCAUCUCCCUGGACCCAGACUCUGCCCUCACAGUGUCCGACGUGGUGGCCCACUUUGGGGAGCUGUCAGACGGGGGCCCCUCGGGCAGCGUGGUGGUCCCCGGGAACGCGGUGGUCGGGGGCGAAGACCCCUCCUUCGCCUCCACCUUCGUCAACCCCGCCUCGCAGGGCCUGGAGCACCUCAGCCUGGGGGUUAUCAGCCAGCCAGGAGGGGGCGCUCUGCUGGGGUCUGCCCUGGGAAUGGAUCUUGGCCACCCGAUUGGCUCUCAGUUCAGUAGCACCUCCCCCAUGACCAUCGAUGUUCCGAUGAGUGACAUGGGUCACGGCCUCUUGAGCCACAACCAGCUGACCACCAUUGACCAAUCAGAGCUCAGCGCCCAGCUGGGGCUCAGCCUGGGGGGCGGGACUAUCCUGCCGCGGCCACAGUCACCUGACCACCCUCUGUCAGCCACGGCCUCGCCCACCGGCUCGCUACAGGAUGAUGACAUGGAUGACUUCAGACGGAGCGUACUAGUGGAGUCCCCAGUCUCUCUGUCCGUCUCCCCUGGGGUCAUCUCCCUGGACCAGCCUUUCUCCGACUCCUCCCUCCACGCCCCCUCCGCCAGCGGCCCCCCGGCCCUGGUGAGGAGGGGAGGAGGAGCAGGGGGAGGAGGAGCAGGGGGAGGAGGAGCAGCGGGAGGGGGAGGGGGGGCGAAGAAAGGGAAGAAGAAGAAGGACCCCCACGAGCCCCAGAAGCCCGUGUCGGCCUACGCCCUGUUCUUCAGGGACACACAGGCGGCCAUUAAGGGCCAGAACCCCAACGCCACCUUCGGGGAUGUGUCCAAGAUCGUGGCGUCCAUGUGGGACAGCCUGGGGGAGGAGCAGAAGCAGGUGUACAAGAGGAAGACAGAGGCAGCUAAGAGAGAGUACCUGAAGGCUCUGUCAGCUUACAGAGCAAACCAGCUCUCCCAGCCCACUAUAGAAGUUCUGGACUCCGCCCCCUCGCCGUCCCCCCCGGAGCCCCCCCCUGCACCCGCCCCCGCCCCAGUCCUCUCAGCCCCUGCAGGCUCCACCCGCUCGGGCCGCCUGCCCCACUACAACCCCGACCAGAACACCAUUACCAACAUCUGCACCUCCAACAUCAUUCUGGACCUGCCUCAGGUCUCCACCCGCUCUCGGACUGGCGCCACCAAGCCCGCGGCGCCGCCCCCGCCCGACCCCCCCACCGUCACCAAGAUCAUCAUCAAGCAGGAAGGGGGCGUGGCCACCGCCAUGCCAGCCGGGGGGGUGACGCUCACCUCCUCCUCGGCACGCCAGCCCCCUCCUCUCCAGCAGAUGCAGAACACCCCUCCUCCCCCCCGCCUGCAGCAGAUGGUACAUGCCCAGCCCCCUCCACCCCUGCAGGCCAAACCACGGGGCGGGGGUGUGGCCGGGCAGGCCCCGCCUCCUCUGCAGAUCAAGAUCGUCCCCGCCUCCUUGCAGUCAGACUCGGCGGGGGCGUCGGCGGGGGCGUCGCUGCCCACCCCCACCUCUCUCACCGUGGAGGUGGGGCAGUCGUGCGCCAUGGUAACGACAGGGGAGGAAGUGACGGAUGGAGAGGAAGGGAUGGAGGUGGAGGUGAUGGUGGCCCCGGGGCCUGCGCUCGCCCCCCCUGCCCCUGGCCCCAGUGUGGUGUGUGCCAGGGCUGGCUGCACUAACCCAGCGGUGGAGAGCAAGGACUGGGACAACGAGUACUGCAGCAACGAGUGUGUGGCCACACACUGCAGGGACGUGUUCGUGGCCUGGUGUGCGAUCAGGGGGCAAAACUCCACCUCCGUCACGUAAGGAACGGACAGAUCUGACGGAGGACAGGAACGAUGGAUGAAGGAAUGAGUGAUGAAUCCAUGAAUGAGACUCUAGUCUUCCUCCAGUUCCCUGACGUUGUUCUGAGAAGAUGCAGAUCGCAGAUGAACACCAAGCUGACUAACCAGCUUCAUGAGGAGGGAAACAAAAUACUUUUGAUGAGGAGGGUUUUACAUGACCACGUUUUUAAUUAUUUUAACUUCUGGAGGGCUUGGGGGUAAAAUGGCAAAUGGGUUCGACUCUUUUCAUGGCAUCUGACCGUUGAAGCCAGAGCCACAGGUGAAAUCUCUUUCCAGAGGACAGCCACUUUGGGGUCUGGGUUUUCUAUGCUGUCAUACUGAACUGAAAACGUUUCCUUUCCAGGGGUAAGACUUGAUUUCAGGCGUUGAGGAAAACCGUCUUAAGUCUAAUAUUUUACAUGUGAUGCCACUGUUUCACAAACUAUCAUGGUAGGACCGACACUGUGGACGAACAUUUCCGAGAAACGAGUUUGAUUUUUGUUUUAACGAUGCUGGUACUUUGUUAUGGAACCUGCAGAAACCUGUCCUGUCUGAGUCUACUGUACAAGUACAAUUUGACGGUUUAACAGUGAUAAAACUACAGAAGGUAUUAAUUAUAUCAAGCACACAGUAACUGUUGUUCCCCAUGACGUGAUCUCUUUGGUCUAUAACAUUUAUAUUAGAGUUCCCCAUGAACAUAUAACUUAAUGAUGACGUUGGCAGGCUAGACCUUCCUUUGAUAUAAAUGUAUAUCAUACAUUGAUGAAUUAUAAAUUUUUGCUUCAAGGCGAAUUUGGUGAAAAAGUAAGUAUUGGGAUUAUGUUACAAAAUGAUUAAAGUAAUAUAUAGAUGCCCCCUCCACACACACUUGUUUUUUCUGUUUAAAAACAUAUUGCCUGUGUGGUUUUAAAUAAACAAUGUUUAACAUG